AUGUUUGAUCUAAUUGUGCGCUGCAGAGAAUUCAGUGAUUUUACACUAAGAGUUAAUGAGAAGCGUUUGCUGAACGCGCUAAAUGAUACGCCAUUAAGAUUUCCCCGCCUCGGGCGUAUCAAAACACGUGAGGAUAAAAUUUCAUGCUUGUUGCAAGCGGUACUUGGAAAUAUACCGAUCGCCUUCCCGACUUUGGCGCAGGAAUCGUUGAAAAUGUUACGCAUCGGUGAUCGCAUUGCUAAAUGUCUAAUGGAGUAUAUGCGCUUGUCGGAGCAUCAAGCGCAUGCAUUGCAUUUGGGCCGCUACAAGGCGUUAUUGCAUACCGUGACAAUCGCGAAAUGCUUCCACGCCAAGCUGUGGGAAAACUCGGAGUAUGCAGCGAAACAAUUGCAGAAAAUCGGUGCCGUUUACUCAGCUCAGCUGGUGUGUGCUGGGAAAACUACAUUGAAAUCAUUGGGAGCGACAGACGCGCGCACCAUUGAAGCGAUACUGAACAAAUCAUAUCCCUUUGGCGAUGAGAUAUUGCAAAAUUUGCAACAAACCUUCCCUGAAUAUUCCCUACAAUUGACGCGAGAUUCACAAAGUCUGGUGCGCGUCUGUGUGCGACAAGUUAAUGGGGCUUACAUUUGUCAUGGUAUAAAUGCCUUGCUUAUUGUUGGUGAUUCCGAGAAUCAGCUGCUGCUCUUCAUUGAAGAUCUCGAUUCAUUGCUUUUGGAGUACGGUUGUUUUAUGAAAACCAUUAAAUUACCAAAUCCUGAUGUUGAGCAGCUGUAUGCACAUGUAAUUCAUGCUACAUUAGUUGGGGCUGAUGUGCACGAGACAUUAAUUUUAAACGAACGUGUCAUGGAAUCAACAAUUGUAUCAAAUUCAAAAAAGUCCAAAAAACGAAAACAACAAACAAGGGUAACUGCUAAAUGCAACAAAAAAGUAAAACCAAACUUAUCCAAGACUAUUAGUACAAUUUGCGAUACAACGACUAACAGCACAUUGGCAAACAAAAAUAAACUUUCCUUAAAUUUAAAAAGCUUUACUUUUUCAAAAUCAAAACUUAGUAACGACGCCAUUAAAUUGAAGGCAGUUAAAGUGGAACAACACUUUGCACAGAGUAAAAUGAAUUGCGCAAAGUAUCUUAAUAUAACGGAUACUACCACAAAUGAAGAAUCAUUUAAUACUACAUAUAAACAAUCCAAUAACAAUUCAACGCUCGUGCAAAGUAAAUUAACGCAAUAUUUCACACAAAGGAAGCGUGUUAAGGAUAAAUCGUUAACUAUGCUAACAGAGCGAAGUGCUGAUGAAUGUGCCGUUAGCCACAUGCAAGACAAAUCCGAAGUAACUCUAGAUAGAACGCUAGAUACGACUUUGUUAAAAUACCAGAGACUUCUAAAGCAACGUGAUCUCGAUUUUGACAAAUUAAGGGAAAGCCAGGGUAAACAAGAAAGUGAACGAGAUUUAAUAGUUAUCAAUAAUGCACCAGGUCAAAAAACGUCGGAUACAGUAGAAAUUACAAAGCCUGGUGCUGAAGAGUGUGCUAAACUACCAAUUUACGAAGCAGAACCAAAAAAUGAACAGAAACCUACAGUGCAGCCUUCCCUUCGUGCAACAACACCAGAAUUACACGAUCUUUCUGCGUUCUUGGAUACUCAGAAAUCAAGGCAAUCUAACGAAGAAACACAAAAGUCGAAAAACGCUGAAUGUCUUGAACUUUCUGCGUUCUUGGAUACUCAGAAAUCAAGGCAAUCUAACGAAGAAACACAAAAGUCGAAAAACGCUGAAUGUCUUGAACUUUCUGCGUUCUUGGGUACUCAGAAAUCAAGGCAAUCUAACGAAGAAACACAAAAGUCGAAAAACGCUGAAUGUCUUGAAAUUUUGACAAGCUGUCUAGUAGCAGAUUGUAGUAUUUUAAAUGGUACACAAAAUUCUCUGCUGUUGAAUACACAAAACACGAGAUCUAGUAGUGAAGAAGUACAAAAUAAUAACCCCGUUAAAAGCACUGAAAAACCAACACUAAGAAAGGCACCAAUUUCAUUUCUCGACAUUACGAAGAAUAAUGAACAACUUUCAAGCUUUUUCGACAAGCCAAAAGAUAAAACAAACAAUUCGUUCGACUCCUCAGUGUCAAAUUCAAGAAUAUUUAACUGCGGCGUCUCCAAUAUGAUGCAAAAAGAAUUUGUCAGAGGUAAGGCUAUGUCAACUAAUAACGAAAAGCCUUUAGAUCUAACAAGGAAAUCCAAUUAUUUAAUUAGCCCUUAUAAAAAGAAUGUCAAACAUUUAAAAGCUACCAAGUCAACACUAAUGUCUCAACAUACUCCGAACACAAACACUGUUAAAAGCGCAAAGGUCCCACGCGGUCAUCUGAAGUAUCCAGAAGAAGACAUCGGCGUCCUAGAUCUGUCACGCAGGUCUGAAACUAAUUUGAAUAUGUCGUGGUGCGACAGCAAAGCAGUAUACGAAGUGUCUGCUGGUAGCAUAACGCUGACCAGCAAAAGUUCCGAAGUUCCACUAAGGAACAGUCAAAAAAGUAUUGAGAAUUACAUACUUUGUUAUAAAGUAGCUACCGCUUAUGCGCGUCUCAGUGAAAAAGAACGUACAAUCGAGAAUUUUAAAACCCUUUACAAACGUGUGGGGCGCACCAGUUCCGCUAUAGAUUAUAUAACCUAUAAAUUGAGCCACAGUAGCAUUAGUCAUGAUGAGGAGCCGAAGGCAGUGCCAGUGCAGAAAUCAGUGACCAGACACUAUAUAAAGAGUGCCAUGGUAAAUUCUUUAGAAAAAAGUGAACUACCCUUGAACAUGUCUAAAAAGUUGAUUGUGGAAAAACAAGUGAAAAAUGUGCUAAAUAGUGAUAAUGUCAAAUCAACCGCACCGGUAUUACGGUCCAAAUUUACAAAAAUAAAAAAUAACGAAGAAAAAAUGUGCCCGAAACUUUCGAACGGGUCUAGAAAUCCAGAUACGUCGUCUAAGUUUCCAAAUCGUUAUCGCUUGCAGUUAAAUGAAGUGAAUAGUGAAGCGAAGAACGCUCAAUAUAUUAACAAUGAGGUGAUGCAUUUAGUGCUCAACAUGAAGUGUGACGCUAUUGUCGCUGAAGAAACAUAUCAAACUCUGCCAGAUUUGGAUUACAAAGCAAUCGAGCAAAAUAUACAACUCAACGAAACGCAAAGUUCGCCGAGUAUGUCAUUCGAGGAAUAUUGCAGCUAUGUACUUCAAACGCCGACUAAGUAG
This is a messenger RNA of Bactrocera tryoni, 3216 nucleotides long. RefSeq lists its product as uncharacterized. NCBI's taxonomy places the organism in Eukaryota, Metazoa, Arthropoda, Insecta, Diptera, Tephritidae. The coding region runs from base 1 to 3216 and encodes 1071 amino acids. The transcript has 6 exons. The record is from RefSeq and is a predicted model, not a curated record.